AUGGAAUCUUUGCAGAAACUCUCCGAAGCCAUAAGUCUUGGCAAAGAGAAGAGAGAGGGUAUGCAGAGCGCGGUGGGCUUGGUGGUGCUUGAAUGGCAGGAUGCCGAAGGCCAGCUUGAACAGCUGCGGGGUAUUAUCCGUGGAUGUCUCGGUGAACUUGAGUCGAAAGAGAAACAUUUGAGGGGUGUUGAAGAAUCUGUUAGAAAGAGUUUUUGUGAAGAUUUUGAUUCCAGGAGAAAAAAGUUGAUUGAGGCGGGUUUUAGAAGAUUGGAUGGGAAAGCUCUGUCUCUGAAAGGGGUUUUGAGAAAAAUAGAAAUAGAGAAAAUGGGAUUUGGAGAAAUGGAGGAAACUAUAGCUAAAAAGAUGAAGGAUCUUCUUCUGAUAGAGGAGAAAAUUCGGGGUGCCCUUGGUGUUAAACAGAGUCAAGCAGAGGUAUUGCAAAUGGAGCUUGAUUUGAUGGAGGAAAAUUUGAGGAGAAGGGAAGAUGAGAAUGCUUCAAAAGAGAAAAACUUUAUCAUCAGGGAAAAUAAGGUUUAUGCAGCCGAACGAACUCUGCAGAGAAGGCAAAUUGAUGUUGUCACAGGAGAGGAAAAAUUGAAGAGAAGGUCAAAUGAGCUUGAUUCCAGAGAGAGGAUUUUAGUGGCAAGAGAAAAAGAGGUUCUUUCUCAACAGAAACUUCUGGAGGAGAGGACUAAUCAGGUUGAUUCAAAGGAGAAGGAUUCGGAGAUGAGGGAAAAUGUACUGCAUUCUGAAGCUGAAAUAUUGAGGAUGAGGGAAAAUGGAAUCAAGUUGAGAGAAGAAAAGCUGGUGAAUCUAACAAAACAACUUGAAGCGAAGACGGUGAUGUUGGAGAGCUUAAAGUUCGAACUUUUCUCGCUUAAGAAUUCCUUAGAACAGUCCACACCAGAAGCAGACCCUGUGAGUCCAACCAAUAAGAGUGCAGUUGUGAGGAGGGUGGGAGGAAAGAGAGAUAGUCCUGAUGACCAAGAAAAAAACUCAGACGAAAAUCACAGCAAGCAUGCUAAAAGAAGCAGUUCCAUUCUUGAUGAACAAAUGAGGCAAAAUAAGGCUCCUGAUCUUCAAAAUUCAGGUACACAUUGUAAGUCACAAGCACAGAUCACUGGUGAAGAUGUCAUACUUCAUGAUGUCCUGGUGUUUGAUUCGGGUUCGAUUAGUAAAUUAGCUUCCAGCACUGCUGUGUAUCCAACUAGCUUUACUAGUGCUGAGAAGGGAAAACUAGCAGUAGCAAGAAGCUUCAGCACUGGAGAAAUCUGGGCGUGUUUUGAUGUAUACGAUUAUAUGCCAAGAUCAUAUGCCCAAAUCAUUAAUGUUUUUGUCAAAGGUGGAGAAAUUAGGCUUGAGGUUGAAUGGCUGAAACCUUGUCCAACCAAUAAUUAUGAGACGGAUUGGAUCAGGGCAGGCUUGCCGGUUGCUUGUGGGGAAUUUGAAUGUGGAGGAAGAAGUGUUGAGUUUUCUGAAAUUUUCUCUCAUCCAAUUGUAUGCUCCGGAAGUCAUCCCCACAGCAUAAUUCCCGGUAAUGGAGAAACUUGGGCCAUCUAUAAGGAUUGGAAUAUCACAACAUGGGCAUCUGAUUCAAAACUUCAUAAACAGUGCAGUUAUGAGAUUGUGGAGAUUCAGUCAUAUCCUCAGGAUGGAUCUUCAUCUUCAGGCAUUAGAGUUGUUUAUUUGGACAGAAUCCCAGGAUCUUCCUCCUCAAGGAUAAUAGGAGCUUUCCGGUUUGAGUAUUCUGUAAAAUCUCUGUAUCUCACUAUCCCUGUUCCCCUUUCUUCACCAUCUUCACUCUAUCCAACUUGUGCUUUCUUGGUUGAUCGAUCUUCCAUAGUCAGUGGCAAAGGUUCUAUCUUUCUUCAGAUUGCAUUUUGCUGGAAGCCUGGAACUGGUCUAUCAUGGGAUUCUUCCUUCAUUCGAUUGAGAGCUGAGAAUGUUAGACUGUUUGAAGUAAAACCCCGCAGCCUUACUUGUGAAAAUCAACGGUCCCUGAAACUAAAAAACAGGGAUAUGGGUUCUUUGGAGAAGUUGUCCAAAGUUUUAGGGCUCUUUGAAGAAACGAAAGAGAGGAUAAAGCAAAGGAUGAAAGUGGUGGCGUUUGAAUGUGAUGAGGUUGAAGACCAUUACAAAGGUGUUCACCAGUUUUCACGGGAGUGUGUCGAUGAAAUCGAUUCCAGAGAGAAAAAUUUGAGGAGCAGAGAAGAUGACAUUGCUGCAAAGGAGAAGAAUCUGAACCUGAGGGUUGAAAAAGUUGAUGAAAUGGAGCGAAAUCUGGAGAGAAAGCAACAGGACAUCGAUUCGGAAGAGAAAAGGAGAAAAGAUGAAAUUGAUGCAGAGGAGAAGAAUUUGGACUUGAGGGUAAACAAAGUUGAUGAAAUGGAACGAAAUGUGGAGAGAAGGCGACACGAAAUCGAUUCAGAAGAGAAAAGAAAUUUAAGUGAACUUGAUUCCAGAAUGAAGAAUUUGGUGGAGAAAGAAAAGGAGCUAGGCGCCGAAAAAAAGAAGCUGAUUUCCGAGCAAAAAUUGCUGGAGGAGAGGAGUUUCCAGGUUGACUGGAAAGAAAAGCAUUUGGAGAACAGGGAAAUGGAACUAAAUUCGGAAGCUGGAAACAUGAACAAAAGGGAGAAUGAGCUCGACGAGAGAGAUGAAAAACUGAUGAAUUUUGCAAAGAAGCUUGAAGUUAAGGAAGGGAUUUUGGACAUCAAGUCUGAGCUUCUUUCUGUUAAGAAUUUUGUGGUACAGUUCUUUCGACAAUUGAACAAUGCAGUAAGUCCAACUAAGCCAGCAGAUUUAACGACGGUCGGGAGGAAAAAAAUUAGUCCUGGUGAUGAACAGAGAAACCUGGAGAAAGAAAGAAGUUCUAUCCAUGAGAAAAGCACAAGCCAAAUCAAAGCUAAUGAUCCAGGUAUAUAUAACAAGUCAGGAAUACCUGUGCCUGAAGAUGUAAUAGAUAUUGAUCCUGAACCAGAUAUAGAGUUAGUAGGUAAUUUAGCUUCAAAAUCUGCCGGCGAUCCUAGUUUUAGUCGUGUUGAGAAAGGAAAACAAACAAGAAAUUUCAAUGUUGGAGAAACUUGGACAUGUUUGGAUGCUGAGGAUCAUAUGCCAAGAACUUACGCCCGAAUCACUGAUGUUAUAAAUAGAGGUGGAGAAAUCAUGCUCCGCGUUGCGUGGUUGAAACCUUGUCCAAGAGAAACUUGGGUCAUCUACAAGGACUGGGAAAUUAUGGAAUGGGUUUCUAAUACACAAAUUUAUAGACAUUACGACUAUGAAAUUGUGGAGAUUUUGCCAUCUCCUCCCAAAGAGUCCUCAUUUUCGGGAGUCACUGUUGCCUACUUGGACAGAAUCACGGAAUCUGGCAAGUUUAAGCGACGAAGCAAGAACAAUGAGGAUUCAUUCAUCAUAAAGCCUAAUUGUUUAUACAGAUUCUCACAUAAAGCGCCCUCCAUGAAGAUAAUCUGCAUUGGUGAAGAUGAUAUUCUUGACACUGUUUUCGAACUUGACCAGAAUUGCUUACCUCUUCGGCUCCAUUAA
This is a messenger RNA of Oldenlandia corymbosa var. corymbosa, 3540 nucleotides long. The record is from the annotation of a GenBank genome assembly. Lineage: Eukaryota; Viridiplantae; Streptophyta; Magnoliopsida; Gentianales; Rubiaceae.